This is a messenger RNA of Medioppia subpectinata, 3572 nucleotides long. The record is from the annotation of a GenBank genome assembly. Lineage: Eukaryota; Metazoa; Arthropoda; Arachnida; Sarcoptiformes; Oppiidae.
CCAAAUUUUUUUCAUUUUUCUACAUGGCUAUCAACGCCGGGGGCCUAUUGUCCAUGUUUUUUACACCAAUGAUGAGGGAAGAUGUGCAGUGUUUUGGUCGCACGACGUGUUACCCGUUGGCGUUUGGUGUACCCGCCUUAUUAAUGUUGGUGGCCCUGGCACUUUUUGUGUCCGGCCGCUAUUUGACCACGUACGUGUUUGUGCCGCCUCAAAAGGAAAGUGUGGUAGUUCAAGUGGUCAAAUGUGUGUUUAUAUCGCUAUUGAGAAAGUUAUUUAAAAAGUUGCCAAAACGCGACCAUUGGUUAGACUACGCGGACGAUAAAUAUGAUAAACAAACAAUCGAGGACAUAAAAGCUGUGAUGAGAGUAUUGUUUUUGUAUAUACCUAUACCACUAUUUUUUGCACUAUUCAACCAAACGUUCUAUGUUAUUGCUACGGAACACAGCUUUAUUAAUUAUAAUCACAUUUACCAUAGGGCUCCCGGUGGAGUGACGUUCGCCAUUUUUACCAACCAUUUUAACCAUCAAAUUUAUCCACAUCAGUUAUGCUAUAACCAUGAAAACAAAUAUGGGCACAAGUUGAUACGGUAUAUGGGUGAUCUUGGCAAAUUUGGCAUGCUUAAAAAACCAUUGCAGCGAAUAGUAGUGGGUGGUGUGUUGGCGGGCAUAUCGUUUGCUAUUUGUGGCUUUUUUCAAUUAUCUAUCGAGAAUCAAUUGCCACCUGUUAUAUCUGGUCACUCUAUUCACGUGUCAAUUGUGAACGGGUUAAAUAGCGAGAUUAAGGUAAAAAAUAGUCUAUUAUUUCCCAGUGAAAGCUUAACGCUAGAAAAAUACAAUGUGUUUACAUUAAAUAAUGUUAAUAUCGAUGAACUAACAUCAAAUGGAUUAACGUUUAACAUUACCCUAAAUGAUGUGACAAAUAUACCGGGAUGUUUGCCAAAUCGGGAUUAUUUCCUAAAAUUAAGUCCCGGGUUUCAGCGAAGUGGUUUGUUAUUUAUAACCGAGAGUAUUUGUGAGCUGACAAACGAGUUAAAAAUACUAGAAUUUGAUCAAGAAUUAAACCUACUCGCUAAACCCGCAAACGGUGGUGCAUUGGCCGCCAUUGCCUACAAUAUACGUGACUCAGUGUCAAAACCAGUAUUAAAUAUCAAGAAUGACGCGUACAUUACAUUCAAGUUAAAUAACAGCGCGUUCACGGAAUAUUUUAAUUCUACUACAAAUGAUGGUCACCCUAUCAUCACUGGCGAUACUAAACGCUACGUGGGUUACGUGCCAUAUAAAAAGGAGCUUAAUGUUCACAAGGGUGGCAACUAUGAGUUAUUAUUGUUGGAAAAUGACCAGGAUAACCUAGCUCAUUCAGCUACUAACGGCAUCGAACUUCUACAGGGCGGAGCCUAUGUGUCAAUAAUUUACACGGACGAAAAUGGUAAAUUGGCUGGUGUAACGCACAACUUAGUUAAACCAAACACAUUAUCUGUGCUCAUGCAAAUAAUACCAUAUGCUAUUAUAACGUUUGGUGAAAUUAUGUUGCAAGUUACAGGGUUGGAAUUCUCGUAUUCUCAGGCACCAGCUAGCAUGAAGUCACUAGUAGGGGCCGCGUGGUACCUGACCGUAGCGUUUGGUGAUUUGAUCGUCAUAAUUAUAUCGUCGGCCAAAUUAUUUGAUGACCUGUCAAACGAGUUCUUUUUCUUCGCUGGUCUAAUGGUUGCCGAUAUGAUUGUGUUUGCAAUAAUUGCCUAUUUUUAUCAACCUUAUAAAGGGACAACUGAUGAUGGUGAUAAAAAGUCAGAGCCAGCGCACGACAAUUACCCCGAUGAAGCCCAACCAUCAGUCCCUAAACUACGGUAUCCCCGAUCCGUGCCGUUCAUUAUCGGCAAUGAAUUUUGCGAACGUUUCACAUAUUAUGGGGCAAAAACAAUUUUGGUCUUAUAUUUUACACAAAUUAUUCGCUAUUCUGACAACGAAGCCACUGAUGUGUCAGCGUUUGGCGGUGAUCAAUUUGGCCCUGGUCAGGAAAAGCACCUGGCACGAUUUUUUUCAUUUUUUUACAUCGCGAUCAACGCCGGGUCCCUAUUGUCCACAUCCACGACACCUAUUAUGAGGGAAGAUGUCAUGUGUUUUGGUCGGACCUCGUGUUACCCGUUGGCAUUUGGUGUGCCGGCUGUUUUAAUGAUUGUUGCCCUGGUGCUAUUCGUGUCCGGUCGCUAUCUGACCACUUAUGUAAUAAAUCCGCCCCAAAAAGAAAGCAUCGUGCUUCAAGUGGUCAAAUGUACAUCGCUAUCGAGAAAGUGGUUCAAAAAAGUGCCAAAACGCGAUCAUUGGUUAGAUUAUGCGGAUGAUAAAUACGAUGCACAAACAUUAGCCGAUAUAAAAGCUGUAAUGCGAGUAUUAUUUCUGUAUUUACCUUUACCAAUUUUCUGGGCAUUAUUCAAUCAACAGGGCUCGCGCUGGACACUACAAGCUACUAAAAUGGAUGGUAAAUUAGGCAGUUAUCGUAUGAAACCUGAUCAAAUAGGGAUAGUGAAUCCCAUAUUGAUCAUUUUAUGCAUACCAUUGUUUAAUUACGUUAUAUACCCUGUGUUAAUCAAAUUCAACUUGCUCAAAAGACCACUACAGCGAAUGGUGGCGGGCGGUGUGUUGGCAGGGGUAGCGUUUGCCAUUUGCGGUUUUUACCAGUUAUCAAUUGAAACUGAAUUGCCACCCGCGCUAUCUGGUCACUCUAUUCACAUGACUAUAGUUAAUGGUUUAAAUAGUGAGAUUACGGUAAAAAACAGCCUAUUAUUUACAGAGAAAAGCCUGUCGCUGGAUAAGUACAACAUUCACACCAUACCUAAUGUCGACAUAAACGAGUUAACAUCAAAAGGGUUAACGUUUGACAUUACCCUUACGGGCGGUGCGAAUAUUCCCGGCUGUUUGCCGAAUGUGGAAUAUUCCCAGCAAUUGAGUCCUGAAUUUCAGAGAAGUGACCUGCUCGCCAAACCGGUAAAUGGUGGUGCGUUGGCCGCCGUUGCCUAUAAUAUACGUGACUCAGUGUCAAAACCGACUUUAAAUAUUAAAAAUGACGCAUACAUUACAUUCAAGUUUGAUAAUAGCGAGUUCGUUGAAUAUUUUAGAUCCACUACAAGCGAUGGUCACCCUACUAUCACUGGCGAUACUAAACGCUACGAGGGUUAUGUGCCGUAUAAAAAGGAACUUAGUGUCCACAAAGGCGGUGAAUACGAAUUAUUAUUACUAGCAACUGAUCUUGAUAGUUAUGCCCACUUGGCCAUUAAAGGCAUAGACCUUCUUCAAGGCGGCGCUUAUUUGUCAAUUAUAUAUUCAGAUGAAAAUGGUAAAUUAGCGGGCAUCACGCACAAUUUAGUUGCGCCGAACUCGCUGUCCGUAUUCUUGCAAGUGAUUCAAUACGCUGUGAUAACUGCCGGUGAGAUUAUGUUUUCAAUUACUGGGUUGGAAUUCUCAUAUUCCCAGGCACCGCAUAGCAUGAAGUCUAUAGUUACAGCAGCUUGGUUAUUAACUGUAGCGUUUGGUGAUUUGCUCAUUAUAAUUAUUUCAUCCGCUCAAAUGUUUGAUGAA